Hevea brasiliensis (rubber tree) is the source of this 1711-nucleotide messenger RNA. Its product is annotated as wax ester synthase/diacylglycerol acyltransferase 11. The transcript has 6 exons. Lineage: Eukaryota; Viridiplantae; Streptophyta; Magnoliopsida; Malpighiales; Euphorbiaceae. Gene Ontology annotation, biological process: triglyceride biosynthetic process. Gene Ontology annotation, molecular function: diacylglycerol O-acyltransferase activity; long-chain-alcohol O-fatty-acyltransferase activity. Gene Ontology annotation, cellular component: plasma membrane. The record is from RefSeq and is a predicted model, not a curated record. The coding region runs from base 174 to 1562 and encodes 462 amino acids.
CAUUGAUCAUUGCUUUCUUAAGUUAGUAUUGUGAGUGCCGUCGACGACAUUUGACCAUUGAACAUUUGACAUUUCUUUAAAAAGCCAUUUCUCUCCUCCAUUUACCUUCAAUUUUGGUAACUACAAAUUCUUUGACCAUUUUCAAGUUACCAAAAAUUCCACUCCUCUUUUAAAUGGCAUCGCCGGUGAUUGUCUCCGACGAGCCACUUACUCCUGCCGGCAGGCUAUUUCUCCAGCCGGAAAUGAAAACCAUAAUCCACUGUUCACUUGGCUUUAAAUACCGCAUCGACAUAGACGAAAUAAAAUCCACCAUAAAGAAUUCUCUCAUGGUGAAGCACCCAAGAUUCUGCAGUCUCCUUGUGCGUGACAAGAAUGGAUUCGAGCACUGGAGAAGAACAGAGAUCGACAUCGAUCGACACAUCAUACUUGUCGACGAAAACUCCACCACCGACGGCGGCGAUGAUGUUGAUAAAAUAGUGAACGAUCAUAUAGCAGAUUUAUCAGUAAGUAGCCCUCUUAGCUGCGACAAGCCUUUGUGGGAAAUACAUAUCAUGAUGGAGAAGAAGUGUGCGAUAUUCAGGAUUCAUCACGCUCUCGGAGAUGGGAUCUCGCUGAUGUCGAUGCUGCUGGCUAGUUGCAGGAAGGCGGAGGAUCCAUCGGCGGUGCCCACCUUGAUGACUGGUAGCCGGAGGGAUUGGAGAGAAGGGAAAGGGAAGGAUUGGAGAGGGGUUUUGAUGGGGGUUUUGAAGAUGGUUUUGUUUAGUUUAGUUUUCUGUUUGGAGUUUAUUUUGAGGUGUUUGUGGGUUCGUGAUCGAAAGACAGUAAUCUCCGGCGGUGAUGGGAUGGAGCUGUGGCCGAGAAAGGUUGCUACCGCUAGGUUUUUGAUUGAAGACAUGAAAGUGGUGAAAAAGGCAGUUGCUAAUGCGACCAUUAAUGACGUCCUUUUUGGGGUGAUAUCAGCUGGAUUAUCAACGUACUUGGAUCAUCGAUCACCAAAUACUCUAAAAGAGGGCCAGCAACUAACAGGAGUAGCAAUGGUUAAUUUAAGAAAGCAAACAGGAUUGCAAGAUCCAGCCAAGAUGAUGGAAAGCAAUUCGACAUGUCGUUGGGGCAACAAGUUUGGCAUGCUCCUAUUGCCUACUUAUUACCAUAAAGUUGAACCUCUUGAGCAUGUGAAGAGAGCUAAGGUAAUGAUAGACAGGAAGAAGCAGACAUUAGAGGCUCACUUCUCGUACCAAAUUGGGGAUUUAGCAAUGUCAUUGCUGGGACCAAAGGUCGCUAGCUUGCUUAACUACAGAAUUCUUUGUAACACUACAUUUACGAUCUCAAACGUGGUCGGACCGAAAGAGGAGAUAACCAUAGCAGGCAACCCUAUAACAUUCAUAAGGGUUAACACAUCUAGCUUACCCCAAGCAUUGACAAUGCACAUGGUGAGCUAUGCAGGGAGAGCUGAAAUGCAAAUUCUGGUAGCCAAAGAUAUUAUUCCGGACCCAGAAUUUCUUGCUAAGUGCUUCCAAGAUUCCUUGCUGGAAAUGAAGGAAGCAGCUGUAGCCAGUUCAUGAAAUGUAGGAGAGAAAACAUAGUAAUUCUUUUCCAUUUUGUCUGAUAAGUUUAUGAGCACAUUGAUUUCAUCAUGCAGCAAAAUUUAUUUUUCAAUUUGUAAACUGAAUUUACUGUAACAUUUUUAUAGAAAUAAAACAUGAUUGACGUA